AUGAGGUGCUUCUUUUUCUCUCUUGGAGACAAGAAAGAGGAGCAGAGGAGUCCGAAACCGGUUUCACCGACGUCUAACUUCUCUGACCGUGGAGUAAGCAAGAGCGGCGGGUCGGAUUUUAGUCCUCGGGAUGCCUCUGGGACGAGUACGGUGUCAUCCACUGGGAGGAACUCGAACCCGAACAUGUCCGGUAGAGAGAAUAACCUCAGAGAGUUCACCAUUGCUGAUCUUAAAUCCGCUACAAAGAAUUUUAGCCGGUCUGGUAUGAUAGGGGAAGGUGGUUUCGGUUGUGUCUAUUGGGGAACUAUCAAGAACUUAGAAGACCCGUCAAAGAAAAUUGAAGUUGCGGUUAAACAGCUUGGCAAAAGAGGGUUGCAGGGUCAUAAGGAAUGGGUGACUGAAGUUAACUUUCUUGGGGUAGUCGAGCAUCCAAACUUGGUGAAAUUGUUGGGUCAUUGCGCAGAAGACGAUGAACGUGGAAUCCAAAGGCUUUUGGUUUAUGAAUAUAUGCCAAACCAAAGUGUCGAGUUCCAUUUAGCUCCUCGGUCACCAACAGUACUUACUUGGGACCUUAGACUGAGAAUAGCCCAAGACGCAGCUCGGGGUUUAACAUACCUCCACGAAGAAAUGGACUUCCAAAUAAUAUUCCGCGAUUUCAAGUCCUCCAACAUUCUGUUAGACGAGGAUUGGAAAGCAAAGCUUUCGGAUUUCGGUUUGGCUCGCUUAGGUCCUUCACCAGGAUCAACCCAUGUUUCUACUGGUGUAGUAGGAACAAUGGGUUACGCAGCUCCAGAAUAUAUCCAAACCGGUCGUCUCACGUCAAAAAGCGAUGUAUGGGGUUACGGAGUAUUCAUAUACGAGCUCAUAACAGGAAGGAGGCCGCUAGACAAGAACAGGCCUAAAGGAGAGCAGAAGCUUCUAGAAUGGGUGAGACCUUACUUAACUGACACAAAAAGGUUCAGGCUUAUAGUAGACCCGAGGCUCGAAGGGAAAUACUUGAUCAAAUCGGUCCAGAGACUAGCGGUUGUAGCCAAUCUUUGCCUUGCUAGGAACCCAAAGGUGCGUCCAAAGAUGAGUGAGGUGUUAGAGAUGGUGACAAAGAUUGUGGAAGCUUCUUCGCCUGGGAAUGGUAGAAAGACGCAGCAGCUCGUUCCGCUGAAGAGUCUAGAAGCUUCUAGAGACGAGGAAGAGAAGAACAAGAAGGUUCUUGAUGGUUGUGAAGGAAGUUGGUUAGAAAAAUUAUGGAACCCAAAGAAUGUGAGAGCUUGUUGA
Molecule: messenger RNA, 1272 nt
Organism: Arabis nemorensis
Lineage: Eukaryota; Viridiplantae; Streptophyta; Magnoliopsida; Brassicales; Brassicaceae
Source: the annotation of a GenBank genome assembly